Molecule: messenger RNA, 1323 nt
Organism: Eurytemora carolleeae
Lineage: Eukaryota; Metazoa; Arthropoda; Copepoda; Calanoida; Temoridae
Exons: 12
Coding region: 27-1256 (409 amino acids)
Biological process (GO): protein refolding
Cellular component (GO): cytoplasm
Source: RefSeq, a predicted model, not a curated record
AGUUUGUUUGAUUUUUUUCAGAUGCUAUGAUAUUAGGAAACGUCUGGUUGGGUUGGCGACCCUGUACAAGGCUUUAUGUACAUCUUAUCCGACAGUACAGCGCACAAAGAAAUAGUUUCUAUUCUGUACUGGGCGUGGAGCCUGGAGCUGAUGGGAAGGAGAUUAAAGAAAACUUUUACAGAUUAUCAAAGAAGUACCACCCCGACUUAAACCAGGAUAGAGCGGAGGCUUUAUCAAGAUUUAAAGAGGUUGCAGAGGCCUACGAGGUAUUGUCCAACCCAGAAAACAGGAAAGCAUACGACCUUUACCAUGGCUUCCAAAUAAACAAGGAAAAUCCAUCUGUUAGAAAUCGUCAGUUUCGACGAUUUUCCGGGAUGAAGGGCUCUUUCCAGAAUGGAAGGUUUGUGGAUGAAGAAGGCCCCCCUGAGAUGAGAAAUAUUCAGUAUGACUUAAGUCCGGAAAAAAUGGAAAAAAUCUGGGCGAGAUAUCAAGAAAGGUGGAACAAACGCGAAGAAUUAGAGAGAGUAAGAGAUUUAGAAAAGAAGAAAGAGAUAUUCCGACGGAAAGUAGAAGAGAGAAGAGCAGAUAUGCAGAAUAUGACGGUAGAGGAGAAGGAAGAUUUCUUAUUUAAACUCAGAAUGUUGAGACCAGACGCGGAUAAGUCCUGGGAGAAGGUGGUUGAGGAUGGAGAUGAGAAGGAUACAGCUUCAGGAUGGAUCCGGAGAGAAAAAGAGAAGGUUCAACAGAAUAUGGAUUGGAGAGAGAAACUUCGAGAAUCUAUUAGAGAGAAAAUAGAAGAGGAGGAGAAGAUGAAUAGAAGAACUUCUACCUCACAAUUUAAAUAUAAUAGGACUAGGAACAGAGAAGCUGAAGAAAAAGAUCCUUUUCGUCAGACUUCUACUGAAAGAAACACAACGGGUUCGGAUGAAAAUCGGUCAGAGGACGCUUAUCAGGAGUUGGACGAAGAUCCGCUGAUGAAAGGAAUUCGUCAGGACGACCCAACCAACUUCACAGACUUUGUGUCCCAGGGGUACACGAGGUCAAGGGACACCUUGGAGGAGAUGAAAACCUCUAGGCCGUUCACCUACCACCAGCAGAGCGUUAAGCAUGGUAUCCUCCAUCAGGCGGAGGUCGGGCUACCCCGGUGGGUCAUAGUCUCCGCUUUAACCGUUAUCACACUCCUUGUGUUCUCCGAGGUUGUGUUUGUAGAUCAGCUAGAUAAACCUGUUGAAGGAAACCAACGUGAUAAAAGAUAACUUGUUAUUUAUAAAUUUGAUUUACUUUAUGUAAUUAGAAGAAUAUACGUGCCAUUGUUAAACUAAA